AGAAGAAGAGGGGGGAACAGAACGGGAGAGACAAGCGGCGCCAUUAUUGUAAGGGGUUACAUUUAGCUCGCCGUGGGUUGUAGUACGCGGCGUUCGGGAUAGGGGGCUAUAGUACCUUCAUGCAUGGCCCAUAAAGGAUUCGUCGACUAUCCGAGAAGUACGCAAGAAACGGCUUCUAACACCUGACAGGGGCCACGCUCUUCUCUUCUCUCUCCUCGUGCCGUCGUCGGGUUCUCAUCGUCGCCCAAUUUCCGAGUUGGGACUACGAGUUGGGUCGUCCGGGGUGGGUCCGAAUUGUGAAGAAAGACCCGCUGCUUUAUCGCCGAUUUUUAUUUCCGAUACCGGGUGGAUUCGGUAAUUCCUGGGAGGGCGCGCGAUUACGAAUUUGAGCGAGGGUUCGGAAAUUUUCACGAACACGGGGAUCUCCGGCACAAAGAGAUCCGUGGGCUCUCCUGGCUCCGAGAGAGAGAAACCGGAGAGGAGGGACAUGUCAUUUGCCAUCGCGGACGGUCGGUGAUUCGUGGUCCAGUCGUUUCCCAGUGACCGCAUGCAUCCCGCCGCGUUCGGUAUUGUUGUUGUGAUAAUGUGCUGAGAGUUGCAUAAGUGGUACCAGUAAAAGUGGACGCUGAUUGCUGAUAAAGAAGGAGAUAGUGGACGGGCGCGGGGAAAAAGCAAUUAAUCUUCUUGGAACAGGCACCAACAAAAAAAGAGAGUGUUUGCGCGCGUCAUUCUUCCCUGAAGAGCAAGAGAGGGAGAGAGAGAGAGAGCCCUGUUUUCCUUGACGUGGUUCCGAGAGAUACCAGUGUAUGUAUUCGUGAUCUGUGCCGAGAUUGCCAAUUAUGCAAUGAGGUAUCAGCAGCAGCAGCCGCCGAUGGACGUGUCAUCGCGGUGUCGGUGUUGAGGCACUCGUCCCGGUGAUCCCUUGGAUCCGGGCGUGUCUUCGGCAUCGGGUCCGCAUCGGCACCGACAGCGGCCCCGAUAUGAGUACGAAAUUCAUAAUUGAUAGUAUGCUACCUGCUAAGUACCAACAAUUUCAUCCGCAACAGUUGUUCUCAAGCGCGAAUCCAGGUAGUAUCCAGGCGUGCACGACGAGUCCGGCCACCGCGAGUCUAGAAUCGAGUCUAUCCGCGGCUGCAGUUGCGGCCGCGGCAGUCAAUUACGCCCAGCAGCACAACUCGCCGAGCCCGACGGGUUCGAGUCCCCAGCACUCGGGUAGCUCCGCAUCGACAUCACCGGCGGCCCGCACCACCUCCGGAAUGUAUCCCUACGUAUCCGCCGCAGCGGCGCAUCAUCAUCAUCAGCAGCAGCAGGCGGUCGCAGCCGCCGCCUUCGGCGCCACGUCCAGCAUGGUACCCGGUUUCGGGUCCACCGCGGCGUCCAGCGCUGCCCUGGCGGCCGCCGCCGCCGUCGACGCCGCGACCGCCGGAGACAAAUCCUGCCGUUACACCGCCAGUUUAACCGGGAAUGUCGCACCCGCGUCGGCCGACCCGAUGGUUAACUAUACCCUGGGUCACCAUCAUCAGAACGGCGCUACACCCGGUAGCCUCGUCUCCUCCGCGUCCGCAUCCUCGGCGGUUUCCGCUGCCUCGGCCUCCAUGGCCGCGGCGGCACAGUUCUACCAUCAGGCGGCCGCCGCGUCGGCCGUCGUUGAUCCCUUGACGUCCUGCCAACAACCCACCACCGGUCAACCCGGGAUCUCGGACAUACCUCGGUACCCCUGGAUGUCCAUCACCGAUUGGAUGAGUCCAUUUGAUAGAGUCGUGUGCGGUCCGAACGGCUGUCCAAGGCGCAGAGGCCGGCAAACGUACACGCGGUUCCAAACGCUGGAAUUAGAAAAAGAAUUUCAUUUCAAUCACUAUCUGACGCGACGGCGACGAAUAGAGAUCGCCCAUGCGCUCUGCCUGACGGAACGACAGAUCAAGAUCUGGUUUCAAAAUCGGCGAAUGAAGCUGAAAAAGGAGUUGAGAGCGGUUAAAGAGAUCAACGAGCAGGCCAGACGCGAACGCGAGGAGCAAGACAUGAUGAAGAAACAGCAGGCGGAGAAACAGGCCAAGUUGCAGCAGGAGCAGCAGAGCGCCGCCCUUCAGCAUCAGCAGCAGCAUCACGUAAGCGGCUUGGAAAAGACGCAAAGCGAUCUUCUGAAGGCAGUCAGUAAGGUACCCACAUAGGAUACCUUACUGAGCCGACUCUCUUUCUUUUAAGGAAGACACAAGAGACUGGAGCGGCCUGGACGAAGACUCCGAAGCGAAGUAGUUGGUAAACACGGCUAUGGUAAGGAGAUCCUGAGUUCUCUCCCUCUCACACGCCUUCGCACGCGGGAAAACAGGUACGAAACAUACGAUGCGAAAGAUUUUUGCGAUCUUCUUCGGUGCUUUCGGUGCCUCGUGAUCACCGGUCUUGUAUCGAGGUGGAGAAGAUGGAAGAGAAUUUAGGAGGCCUGUUGAGGAGAGAGAGAAAGAAGACGGAGCGCGCAGUCUUCUCCGGGCAGAGAAAGGUACGACGAACGCCUUGCUGAGUCGGUUCUCCCUUUUGUUUUUCUAUACAAGAGAAAAAAAGAAAUACGUAGACAUUACAGUAGAGAAGGAACUCUGAAAGCAUAUAUAGAGAAUGAGAACGCACCCUAUCCCCCAGCUACGUACUUACUUGGCUAGCCUCCGUGGAGCGAAAUUUUCUCUCGGGGUUCAGCCUGUGACUGAUUCCUAGAACGUAAAAAAAAUGUAUAUUGUUAAUCGGGUGCUACACAAUGAGCCAUUAUCGCACGCGACGAACGCACGAAUUGGCGUGAUACUGCCAUGGACAGAGCCACGUUUUAUUACGUGGUAACGAGUAGACUAGUUAAAUGGGCCGAAACUGAAGGAUUAAUGGUCGUAUGGCCGGCCAAUCGAAUUUAUCAACCACGACAACCAGUACUAAUUAAUCGAAUUAAUUGAUCGAACUUUGAAAGAAGGAAGUAAGUGACUUUGCCAAGCUGCGAAACGAGUUAACGUCGUGGAGUUCACCAAUUGUAUGACGGCGAAGAUUAAUCGCUCUAAAACAUCGAUGAAGAUUUAGCUGAUCUUACCAUAUAUGGCUGAGCCAUAGCUUUUCAUAUAUGUGAAUUUUCAAGUUCAGCUAACAUCUUCCUCCGUUCUAUUUCAAUACAUUGUACGGAGGAAAAAAACGAUGAAGCGAUUUCCAGAUAACCACUUUAUCGUUCUCGAUGGUUGAGUCGUUUAAUCUUCAACGUCACACGAAUAAAGUUUUUCUUGCUUCCUUCGUGUGAUUGCAAAAAAAUGGAAAUUUAAAGAGGCGCAAAAUUUCGCGACCUUUUCGUGGUCAAACAACGAACAACGUGUCUCUCGCGCGAUUGCGGACUUCAAGUAUAUCUACGAUAUCCAUAAUUUGAUAUCGGGCUCAAAUUGUAAGUAACUCUGGCGUACACACAUCAAUUAUUUUUUUUUUUUUUUUGUAUCGCUUACUUCGACAGAUUCAACAGUAUUUGUGAGCACUUUACUUUUCAAACGAGUUAGCUUCGACGUUAUUAGUGCCGACUUUAUUAAAAUGUCAAAGUUUUUCGUGGAAAGAAUAGAGAUUAGUCAUUGGCCAUUAGAUAGAUUUGUAACUUUUUUUUAAUCUAUAAUAUGAAUUUUAUGAAAAAAAAAUUAGCAUAAUUCUCGAUUUAUUAGUCAUUAGAUAUUUGUAACUUUUUUUUUAAAUCUAUAAUAUGAAUUUUAUAAAAAA
Molecule: messenger RNA, 3720 nt
Organism: Nylanderia fulva
Lineage: Eukaryota; Metazoa; Arthropoda; Insecta; Hymenoptera; Formicidae
Product: homeobox protein abdominal-A homolog
Biological process (GO): negative regulation of transcription by RNA polymerase II; anterior/posterior pattern specification
Cellular component (GO): nucleus
Molecular function (GO): RNA polymerase II cis-regulatory region sequence-specific DNA binding; DNA-binding transcription factor activity, RNA polymerase II-specific
Source: RefSeq, a predicted model, not a curated record